Ricinus communis (castor bean) is the source of this 1040-nucleotide messenger RNA. Its product is annotated as mavicyanin. The record is from RefSeq and is a predicted model, not a curated record. Gene Ontology annotation, molecular function: electron transfer activity. Bases 323 to 907 code for a protein of 194 amino acids. The transcript has 2 exons. Lineage: Eukaryota; Viridiplantae; Streptophyta; Magnoliopsida; Malpighiales; Euphorbiaceae. Gene Ontology annotation, cellular component: plasma membrane.
UUCAAUCUGUUUUAAAUUUUAUCAAUGAGAUUUAUAAGGAGACAUAAUGAGAUCUACAUAUAUAUACACGUAUGAAUCAGUUCUCAAAAUUUUCUAAGGCUUAAAACUGCAUAACCAGCCCACUAACUACACUGCAUUUACGUGACUAAACCCACGUUAGAAUUAAGAACGUCCAUCGCAGACUUUUCUUUCAUAAUUAUAAUAAGAUCAAUAACUAACCCCUUAAAAAGACAAAAGAUCUUUUUCUUUACUUCGCUCUUGCUCUCUAGUGCAGUCCAUAAACUAUAACAAAACUAACAUCCAAAACAAUAUUUUUACGCAAAUGGCUUCCUUUUCAGUGACCAAACCCCAUAACUUUGCCUUCAGUUUUCUAGUUUUGGUAUCAGGAUUUGCCAUGUUCGUCACUUCCUUUCAGUUUGAAGUUGGAAGCCGAAGAGGUUGGAUUAAGCCCACUGGAAAUGAGACUGAGACCUAUGAUGACUGGGCCACAAGAAAUAGGUUCCACGUUGGUGAUUCUCUUUAUUUCAGGUACCAAAGUGACUCAGUGCUAGUAGUGAACUCCACUGCUUUCAGGAACUGCAUUACCUCAAAUCCCAUUUCAGAAUUUGAUGAUGGAAACACAGUUUUUGAAUUCGAUCGACAUGGGUUCUUCUAUUUCGUUAGUGGGCAACCUGGUCACUGCAAAGCAGGGCAAAAGAUGGUAGUACGUGUAAUGGCACACCAAGUGGCAGCAGCAGAGGCUCCGAAUGCUGCCCCUUCACCUAAAGAAAACGGCAAUGGAGAAGAUGACUGGAAUUCCUUCAACUGGGGACCUCCUUCCCUAAAUUCUACAGUGAAUGUAUCUGUUGCUUCUUAUUUUUUAACUGCUCUUGGUGGUGUUUUGGCUAUUCUAUAUUUGUUGAUGUAACUGGUAUGUGUUUUAGAUUUUUUCUUUCUUCUUUUUGUGCUUUCUUUUCCAAACUGACUGUGUGUUUAUCACUGUAUUAUGAUGAACAUAAGGAUUUACAGUAAUUAAUAUAAUCGAUGCUUGUCUCUAGAUA